Peniophora sp. CBMAI 1063 is the source of this 417-nucleotide messenger RNA. NCBI's taxonomy places the organism in Eukaryota, Fungi, Basidiomycota, Agaricomycetes, Russulales, Peniophoraceae. The record is from the annotation of a GenBank genome assembly.
AUGCUCGACAUCAACGACUUCAUCGGAUUGACUUCCUUUGAGCUUGUGCGCGAUCUGGUGCUCGCCGAUCAAGCGGCCGUCGAGUUAUGGGGAGGAAUAACAGGGAAUCCUGUGCACGACUGGCAACACGCGGUCGCUCCGUGUCAGCCUUUCCCUAUUCUCGCGCACAUCUACAUCAUCGACUUCGACUUCAUUCGGUGGCCAGGCACUAUUGUGGUCGAGACGAAGAUCCCGGAGUGCUUCUCGGAGUGCUUCUCGUCUUUGUUGGCCGAUGCUUUUGCUUUGAAGGACGCGUAUCUACCAUUGAAGACGUUCGAAUAUGUCGUCUUCAGAAGAUGCAAGAUGGACGGGGACCAAGUGGAGAUCUUCAGACAGAAGUUGGGUCCUGGUCGUGUACGCUUAGAGCCAGAUGCUUGA